Molecule: messenger RNA, 1310 nt
Organism: Gaeumannomyces tritici R3-111a-1
Lineage: Eukaryota; Fungi; Ascomycota; Sordariomycetes; Magnaporthales; Magnaporthaceae
Exons: 2
Coding region: 69-1241 (390 amino acids)
Source: RefSeq, a predicted model, not a curated record
GUGAGUUCAAAACCCCCAUGCGAUACUGACGAGACAGGCGUCCUAGACGUGAUGCUAACGAGGCGGGCAUGAAGGAAAUCCAGAGGCCGGGCGGCGUCGUCCGACGCAGCCCCUUCCGCGGCCCGCAUCAGUUCGCCCUCACGACGGGGAACGGGACGCACCCCGCCCCCAACUCGACGGCCACGAGCGGCCCGACGACGGGGCCGACGGGGUCGCCGCCGGGCAAUGGCAGCAGCAAUACGACGACGACAUAUUGGCUCUCCCGGCCGACGACGACUGGGCCGCAGACGGACUGCCCUGUCCAGUUUGUGACGUCCACCAUGACUGUUGGCGUCACGGUUGUUGUAACGGGCGCCCUGAACACCACCACAUCCUCGGUGACUACGCGCGGGCCGUCCACCCCGCCGUACUUUAACGGCACCACCGCCACCACGUACUGGCCCGGGACGGGCACGGGCACGGGGACCGGGGGCGUGACCGCCACCACCACGACGGGGCCCUCGUCGACCGCUUGGACCGGCAACAUCACCACGCGAGGGCAGUGGGCCACGACCAACAGCACGACCAGCAUGCCUACGCAGCUCACGACUUCGACGUGGUCAGCGGGGACGGGCAACGUCACCACAACGGCCGUCGCCUCGACCGGCGACGGCGAGACGACCUCGUGCCCACCCGAAGACCACACCGCCACCGCCACCGUCACCACGACGACGCAGGUCAUCGACACGACGGGCGUCACGCCCGUCGCGACGGCGCCGACGACGACGACGCAGACCAGCACGGCCCCGCCGACCGCCACGGUGGGCGGCGGCGACGCGCCCACGGGCACGCCCCGGGCGCGCAACCAGUACUGCGGCGUGCACGGCCUGCCCGUCGGCAGCUACUUCCUGGCCCAGUUCGUCGAGAACAGGGUGGGCGUGCCCGUGACGCUCGAGGGGUGUUAUCAGUUCUGCAAGGCAAACUUUGACGCAGUCGGCGGCUGCCGAGCCUACGACUUCUACCUCGAGCCCGGCCUGGACGUGCCGCGCUGCAGCCUGUACGGCAGCGACGUGGCGUCGGCCCUGCGCGCCAUCGACAACAACCAGCCGCACUGGUGGUUCGACGCCGCCUGCGGCAGCCCCCUGGACCCGCGCUGGCGCGCUGGCCACGCCGGCGUCAACGACCACCACGUCGACUCCUUCUCCGUCUGGCGGAGGCUGAUGCGCCGGGGCGGGGGCGGGCUUGCCCUGGGACCCAACUGAGGGUUUGGGGGUGGCGUGAACGCCUGCUUGUUAAGAGGUUCAUUCCUGGAUAAACAGCAGGACACUUGA